AUGCAAAUGCACGAGCAUAUGCACAAGAUCCUGAACAGCCCUAGUGAGUUUCAUCAACAUAUACAAUUCAUAUUUAGUAGUUGUAAUAUGGUAAGCCAUAGUUCAUGGAUGUACGUUAGUAAAGAUGCCAUAUGUAUGUUUACCAUAAACUUUUAUGAAAUAGGCCCUCGGAAUACAACCCUGUUGCCUUCGAACAUCGAAUUUUGAUAAAGAGCAGAGGAGAAGAAAUGUUCAUCUAUUUCAUUUCUUUUCGAACGCGAUACGAAACAAAAGUGUGCGAAAGUUUAAAUUCUGAAUAAUUAAUAAUAAAAAUAGUUGUUACUAUAUGUUUUCUUUUUAAUUUGGAAAAAUGUAUAAAUUCUCUAAGCAUUUUUUAAAAGCACAAAAUGAAAUCAUCAACGCUAAGUGAAAUUUGAGUGUAAAAUUUUCCUAAUCGAUUUUCUGUUGGCUGCUGCAAUUGGAUUUUUUACUAGAGUUUUAUCUGAGUCACGGUGAAAGAGAAACAAAUAAACGAGAUAUAAAAGGAAGAACAAGAAGGUUAUAAACAAAUUUUGAAUUGGAUUAAAUUACUGUAAAUAACACGAUUCCGGUUUAAUACAAGGCUGAUUUGAAUUUUCUUCAACAUGGAAGUGAUACAACCCACCGCAAAAUUAAUGCAAGGUUUGCAAUUCGCCGCCAGUAAACACCGCAUGCAACGUCGCAAGGAUAAUGAGACUCCCUACAUCAAUCAUCCCAUCAAUGUGGCUACCAUACUGGCCGUAGAAGGUGGCAUUUCCGAUGAAACUGUACUCAUUGCAGCACUUUUACACGAUACGGUGGAGGAUACCGAUACCACAUUUGAGGAAAUUGAGACACAAUUUGGUGCCGGCAUUUGUAGCAUUGUGCGAGAGGUCACCGAUGAUAAGUCAUUGGAGAAACAGGAACGCAAGCGUUUGCAAAUCGAACAUGCGGCAACGUCAAGCAGCAAGGCGAAAUUGGUGAAGCUUGCAGAUAAAUUGGAUAAUUUGAGAGAUUUGGGCAAGAAGCCGCCUAUCGGUUGGUCGGUGGAGCGCCAAGAGCAAUAUUAUGUUUGGGCCAAGAAAGUAGUGGAUAAUAUGCGUGGCACGAAUGCUGAGUUGGAGCAAAAAUUGGAUGAUAUUUUUAGGCAGAAAAAUUUACUUUAAAGUUAAUUUCUUGUUGGAAAUAAAAAAUGCUGCAUUAAAUAAAA
This is a messenger RNA of Rhagoletis pomonella (apple maggot), 1207 nucleotides long. Its product is annotated as guanosine-3',5'-bis(diphosphate) 3'-pyrophosphohydrolase MESH1-like. The record is from RefSeq and is a predicted model, not a curated record. NCBI's taxonomy places the organism in Eukaryota, Metazoa, Arthropoda, Insecta, Diptera, Tephritidae. The transcript has 2 exons. The coding region runs from base 624 to 1163 and encodes 179 amino acids. Gene Ontology annotation, molecular function: guanosine-3',5'-bis(diphosphate) 3'-diphosphatase activity.